AUGCCUCAUCUGCCUGCAGCUCCCACCCAUCUGGCCACUGUCCACCGCACCUGGUCGCGGUUACAGGAGCUGCGAGCCAACCCGGUCGUCGAGCUGGAUGGGAACCGCCUGGAUAUUGCCUCGGUGGUUGCUGUGGCCUACCAUGGGUGUCUCCCCCAGUUGUCGUCAGACCCCGCGGUGAUCACAGCCAUCACCGACAGUGUGCGGGUCUUGAUGGACCAUCUCGACCAGGGCUACUGCGUCUACGGUGUCAACACUGGCUUUGGUGGUAGUGCAGACUCGCGCACCGACCAGGCCUCGGCGCUGCAGGCGGCUCUCCUGCAGCUGACGCAGGCUGGGGUCCUCACCGCGGCGGACACGACCCCCGGAGAUGCCCGGGGUUUGGCCUCCCCCGCCACCCUGACGGCGAUGCCCAGUGCGUGGGUGCGGGCCUCCAUCGUCGUGCGUGCCAACAGCAACGCCCGCGGCCACUCCGCCGUCACGCUGAACGUGCUGGAGGGUCUGCUGGACCUCCUCCGCCACCGCAUCACCCCCGUUGUCCCCCUGCGCGGCUCCGUCUCCGCAUCCGGCGACCUGAUGCCCCUCUCCUACAUCGCGGGGGCCGUCGAGGGCUCGCCCGACAUCUACGUGCAGGUCGCCCCCGCCGACCCCGCCGGUGGUGCCCCCCAGAUCAUGUCCGCCCACGACGCAUUAGCGGCGGCGGGGAUCCCCCGGCGCGUCAUGGGCCCCAAGGAAGGGCUGGGCUUGGUCAACGGCACCGCCUGCUCCGCCGCGCUGGCCAGUCUGGCGCUGCACGAAUCCCACCACCUCGCCCUCAUCACGCAAGCCCUGGCCGCCAUGGGGGUGGAAGCCAUGCUGGGCACCGCGGAGUCCUUCCACCCCUUCAUCUCCGCCACGCGUCCGCACCCGGGUCAAGUGGAAUGCGCCCACAAUGUCCUCACCUUGCUGCAAGGCUCCCGCCUCGCCGUCGGGGUCCACCGCGAGAAAGACCGCAAACGCGCGGGUCUGAUCCAAGACCGCUACGCCUGGCGCAGCGUCCCGCAAUGGGUCGGUCCGCAACUCGAGGACCUCCUCCUGGCGGACCGGCAACUCACCAUCGAACUCAACUCCUCCUGCGACAACCCGCUGAUCGACCCCGCCGCCGCCGAGAUCUACUGCGGCGCCAACUUCCAAGCGGCCGCCGUCACCUCCGCGAUGGAGAAGACCCGUCUCUCGCUGCAAAUGCUGGGCAAGCUCCUGUUCGCGCAGGCGACGGAACUCGUCGACCCCAACUACAACAACGGGCUGCCCACCAACCUGGUGGCGGACGACCCCUCGUGCUCCUUCACCAUGAAGGGGGUGGACAUCAGUCUGGCGGCCUACAUGGCGGAGCUGGCCUGGCUGGCCCACCCGGUCAGCGCCCACGUGCAGACGGCGGAGAUGCGCAACCAGGCGGUCAACUCGCUGGCCCUGAUCAGCGCCCGGUAUACCAUGCAGGCGGUCGAGCUGGUCAGUCUGAUGAGUGCGGCGUAUUUGUAUCUGACCUGCCAGGCGCUGGAUCUCCGGGCGCUGCAUCUGCGCUUCCUGGAGACGCUGCGGCCGCGCCUCGACGCCCUGACCCGGACGGCGUUUGGCGCGGGGGUGGCGCCGGCGACGCUCGAGACGCUCGUCGCGCAGGUCCGCACGAUCCUCACCACCGCAUGGGGCACGACGACGCGGCUGGCUUUGCCGGACCGCUUCGCGCAGACCGUGCAGGCCGCCGUGCCCGUGAUAGUCGACAUCACCGCCAGCAGCGGAGCGGAGAUCACCCUCGGCGAGAUCACCGCCUGGAAAACGCAGGCCAUCACCGUGUUCGGCGAGGUGUACGCCUCCACCGCGGCGACCUUCAAGCAGAGCCCGCACACCGCGGAGCUGCUCGGCGUCGGGGCGAAGGCGCUGUACACGCUCGUGCGGGAGCAGCUGCGGGUGCCCUUCCACCAGGGCUUCGUGGAGCACCCAGUGGCCGGGUCGACGGAGCUGGACGGGCGCGAGAAGAAAACGGUGGGCUCGUGGGUGAGUCUCAUCUACGAGGCGGUGCGGAGGGGGGAUGUGGUGGGACGGUUGUUCGAGCAGGUCAUGCCUUGA
Aspergillus saccharolyticus JOP 1030-1 is the source of this 2103-nucleotide messenger RNA. RefSeq names its product phenylalanine ammonia-lyase. The record is from RefSeq and is a predicted model, not a curated record. Gene Ontology annotation, molecular function: ammonia-lyase activity. Gene Ontology annotation, biological process: L-phenylalanine catabolic process. The coding region runs from base 1 to 2103 and encodes 700 amino acids. Lineage: Eukaryota; Fungi; Ascomycota; Eurotiomycetes; Eurotiales; Aspergillaceae. The transcript is spliced from 3 exons. Gene Ontology annotation, cellular component: cytoplasm.